This is a messenger RNA of Schistosoma mattheei, 1221 nucleotides long. The record is from the annotation of a GenBank genome assembly. NCBI's taxonomy places the organism in Eukaryota, Metazoa, Platyhelminthes, Trematoda, Strigeidida, Schistosomatidae.
AUGAAAAUGAGUUUUCGAGAAAAAACAGGUUUACAUAGCGCUCAGGCGUUUUUACAUAGAUCGAAAUCUUUGUAUGAUGGGACUAAGUCAACGAUGCGCUUGUCGAACAUCACAGCAAAAUUGCGAACGGUAUCUGCAACAUUGACAAACACAAAUCCUUUCAGUUCUAAGUCACAGGAAAAUAGUAUAGCUGAAGAGAACGCAAAUGAUAUUAAACAAACAGAAGGAAUUAAAAAAGUAAAAAGACGAACUCGUAAACGAAUAACAUUCACAAAUGAAUCCUCUACAACUGCAAGUGGAAAGCAAGAGAAACCUGAAAGUAAAAAAAGGAAGAAGAAACAAAAACCUGAUUAUUCAGAAACAACCAAACUAGUCAAAGCUAGCAGUGUUCAACAGACUACAGAAUACGUUGUACAAGAAGGUGAUUCAUUCAAUAGUGUAGCAGCUCGAUUCGAUCUAACUCCUUCAGAAUUAUGUCGUAUCAAUAAACUCUUGUCUCGAACAUUAUUUGUUGGUCAAGUGAUCAAACUUCCUAUCAAUGAAAAACUAGAAAAUAUGACCGCUGAAUCAUCCAGUAAAUCUGUUGCAUCUAGUGUAAAAAGCGAUAAUGAUCAUUUAAAUAUUGAAGAAAAUGAACAAAUGACAACUGAAAAAGUAAUAAAAAAUCCUCUCGAUCCUAAAGUAUGCCUUAUUGAAGAAGAGAUUAAAUCGAAACUUCUACAAUCAGUUGAUUCAUUAACAUCAUCAGUCAAUGAAACAGAUACUGAUGAACAAGAUUUGGAUGAAUCUUCUACAUACAGUGAAUAUACAGAUUAUGCAGAAGAAGAAAAUGAUCCAAUGGCAUGUCAAUAUCUAAAGUUUGACUGUAAAUUCGUUGUCGAUUUGCAAUGUUCUGUUCCUGGGAUAAUUUUGGUAACCACAAAUAUGUUUGUGUUUAAACCAUACGACGAAGAACAAUAUCCACUGGAAAAUCAUUGUAAACAAAUUCCAUUGAGUCAAUUUCGUACGAUUGCAGUUUACAGGGAUCCAUCUGUUAUGUAUUUUACAAAACGUGGAGCGCAACCUGCUUCAUGUCCUAGCAACGUGAAUAUUGAUUAUAAUGUUAAUGACAUCAGAAAUUCUAAUGAACAAACACCUUGUGUAAUAAUUACAAAAAAUGAUGAUAAUUCAAUAGAUAAGUUGUCAAAUCCCAUAGAAAUUAAGGAAAUAUAUGUGGAAUGA